Paramecium sonneborni is the source of this 2467-nucleotide messenger RNA. The record is from the annotation of a GenBank genome assembly. Lineage: Eukaryota; Ciliophora; Oligohymenophorea; Peniculida; Parameciidae.
AUGCAAUUAAAAAUAAAGCUAUUGCUGACAUAAUUGAUGUUAUAAAAUUUAAUAAGUUUGAUUUAAUCUGGAAAUCAAGAGAGUAAGGAUAUAAUGAUUGUGAUUAAAAAUGCAAUUGGACUAUUAUUGAAUUUAGUAAUUUUUUGUCUAACUUAUUCAAAAUAGAGAGAGUACAUUAUUAAUUCAAUCGUACAAUUCCAAAUAAUUUUUUCAUUGGAAAUAAUAUUUAACAAUAUUCAUAACAUAAACAAUUAUUUCCUACUAAUCUAUUUACUGUAAAUUGAGGAUAUUUUGAAAAAUAGCAUUAAAUGUUAUUAAAUUUUGACUCAUCUACUCUGUUUAUACAUAUCUAUAAGGAUGAUGAUCUAAUUUUACUAUCAAUUUGCUACAUUUGAAUUUAUUUAGUUAGUUCUCUGGUAACCUCUCAACCAUGUUCUUAUACAUUUAGACAAAUUACCAAAGGUAUAAAGUCCUAUCAGUCCUAAUAAUUCUUUAUAAAAGCAAUCUAAUCCUCAUGCUCACUUAAGUUAUGUUGAUCAUUAAUAAUAAUAGAAUUUAUUAGAUGAAAAAUCACCACAUCCAGAAAAAGAAUUAAAUGUUGCUUUGGAUGAAGAUCUUCUUAAUUGUCUACCAUAUGGAUUAGCAUUAAUAGAUAAAAAUUAUCAUGUACAUCAUCAUAAUGAAAAACUAUUAAAUUAUUUAAUGGUUUAAUAAACAGAAUAGAUUGUUAAUUCUUUAGAUUAAUUAUUAUCUAAGUAAAUCUUCUUUUUUAAUUUUUAUAGUGCUGAAUUAAACUCUUUUAAAACUCAUUUCAAUACCAAAUAUAAAUCUCCUAUAGUUCCUAUUCGUAAACUCAAACAAAGUUCUGCUAACCAUUAUUAAGUUGGUUCUGGAAAAACCUUAAAUUAAACUAAUUGGCUUUCUGAUCGUUUAAAAGUAAAUUUAAAGAAUAAAGAAUCAUUCUAAUCUAGUAUUCAAAAUGAAAUGACAUAUUCAUAUGUACAAUUUGUUAUGAAUGAAUUUUAAUCUAAUAUUCAUCGAUAAAUGAGUAAUGGAUAAGAUAGUCAAUCCAAAGAGUCUGAAACUACACAUAUGUUUUAAUUUCAUGUAGUUUAGGAUCUAAAAACUAAAAAGAAACAUUAUUAAAUAAAAGUCUAUGAAGUUAAGUUAUAGGCUAAACCUAAAGAUCCAGUAUAUUUAUUUGUAAUAGAAAAUAUAACAAAUAAAGAAGAACUUAAAGAACUAACUUUUAGAUUCAAAUUUCAAUAAGCUUUAUUAAAUUCAUUUAGUCAUGAAUUAAGAACACCAUUAAAUUGCUCUUUACCUUUAUUGUAAGUUUUAAGUUAAAAAAUUGAAGAAAAUCUUUAUGCUUCAUUUUUAUUGCCUGCAAUCACAUCAAGUAAAAGAUUAUUAUUGUAAAUAAAUGACAUAUUAGAUUAUGCUUAGAUAGAAUGUUAAGAUUUUAAACUCAAUUAAGAUAAAUUUUAUGUUAAAGAAUUAUUUAAUGAUUUAUAGGAAUUAUUUUAAUCAGAAUGUUAAUAAAAGUAAAUUGAAUUGAUCUUAAAUUUUAAUAGUUAAUUAUAAAUUUACAGUGAUAAAAUAAGAAUUACUUAAAUCUUAGUCAACUUAAUGAAUAAUUCAGUUAAAUUUACAAAAUAAGGUGGUAGAAUAGUUCUUUCAGUCAAAAAAAGAGAUAAUUAAUAUUUGUUUUCAGUAUGGGAUAAUGGAGAGGGAAUUAGUAGUGAUUAAAUGUUAGAAAUGUAAAAUUAGAAUCAUAUACAAUAAUAAUAAAAUGUUUCGAAUAAAUUAGGAUUAGGUCUAAGAGUUUCUAAAGGAAUAGUAAAAUAUUUAAGUGGAGAUGGAGAAUUACAAAUUAAAAGUGAAAAAGGAUUUUAUACUGUUGUGAGUUUUUAUAUAAAUGAACAAACAAAGAUAGGGAUAUAAGAAGUUGGUUCUUCUUUAAAAGAUAUAGAGGAAAUUGGUUCUAAUACUAAAGAUUCAAUUUAAAGAGUUUAUGUUUCUUCAAAAACAUUUUUAAAUUAAUAAUGCAAAUGUUCAUAAAUAUUGAUAGUUGAUGAUGUACCAUUUAAUCAUAUAGCAUUACUUGCAUUAUUAUCAGCUUAUGGAUGGAAGGCAGAAAGUUCAUAUGAUGGGGAUUCUGCAAUUCGAAAAGUUAAAUAAAAAUUACACAGUACUUGUUGUAAAAUCUUUAGAUUGAUUUUUAUGGAUAUUGAAAUGCCAGGGAAAAAUGGAUUUAUUGUUAGUAGUGGAGUAUUCAUACAUAAAUUAAUUAGAGAUCUCAGAAAUUCUUCAUAAAGAAAAAUAAAGUACAAUUAUAGUAAUGUGUUCAGCUUACAAUGGAUAAGAGAAUAUCUAAAAGGCUCAUGAAAGUGGAAUGCAUGAAAUCUUAUCUAAACCAAUUUCAUUAGAUGCUUUGUAAACUUUAUUAGGAAAAUACUUUUAUUGA